CAAGAAGAAUGUGACAGGUAUGGUUCUUACAAUUGCCAUACCUCUAGUGGCGUCAUCCUUGCUAAUCUGCAUCACCUGCAUUUCCUUCUGGAUGCGGAGGAAGCCGGCAAAAAAUUUACUCUCAGACAAGGACAUCCCGCUGGAGGAGAUCACACAUGCUGAGUCACUAUUAAUUGAUCUAUCUGUGCUAAGAUCUGCAACCGCCAACUUCUCUGAAGAAAACAAACUUGGAGCAGGUGGUUUUGGUGCAGUUUACAGGGGAACACUACCCAACGGGCAAGAAUUUGCAGCGAAGAGGUUAUCAACAACAUCAAGGCAAGGACUAGCAGAGCUAAAAAAUGAACUAGUUUUAGUUGCUAAGCUCCGGCACAAAAAUCUUGUAAGGCUUCUGGGUGUUUGCUUGGAAGAACAAGAGAAGUUGAUUGUCUAUGAAUAUGUGCCUAACAGAAGUCUGGAUACCAUUCUUUUUGAUCGUAUAAGACAUGAACAGCUACACUGGGAAAGAAGGCACAAGAUCAUCCAUGGAAUUGCCAGAGGCCUACUAUACCUACAUGAAGAUUCUCAGCUAAAAGUUAUACAUAGGGAUUUAAAAGCUGGCAACAUAUUAUUAGAUGCAGACAUGAACCCUAAGAUUUCUGAUUUUGGUUUGGCUAGGCUUUUCAGUGCAGACCGAAGUCACAGCAUCACAACCCGAGUUGUCGGAACAUUUGGGUAUAUGGCACCAGAGUAUGUUAUGCAUGGGCAGUUUUCAAUCAAGUCAGAUGUAUACAGCUUCGGUGUGCUUGUUUUAGAGAUCAUAACAGGCAGGAAGAAUGGUGGCUUCUCUAAUUCAGAAAGUGGAAAAUAUCUUCUGGCCUAUAUGUGGGAGCAGUGGAGCAAAGGAACAGUUUUGGAGACACUGGACCCAUGUUUAUGCAACAAUUGCCCAACAACCGAGGUGCUAAGAUGCAUACAUAUUGGACUAUUGUGCGUUCAGGAGAAUCCAUCUGAUAGACCUGACAUGUCAACAGUCGUUAUGAUGCUCAACAACGAUGCUGUUUCUCUCCUGGCUCCUUCCAGACCAGCAUUCUGCAUUGGACAUUGUGUCAUAUACUCAUAUGCUAAUUCAAAUGAAUUUGAUUUAUGUGGUGGUAUACGAAACCAAUAUUUGGAUAGGUUGAUACCGAUGUCACUAAAUGAGGUGUCAAUGACGGAACUUGCACCUAGAUAAACAUAGGAAAGUAAGAAGAAGGUUGUUGGCUAAUAUCUUUAAAGACUCUCAAGUCUUUCCAUCGAGCUUACAAACUUGUGCCAUGGAUGUAACUCCUGUAUUUUUCUCAGAUCCU
Molecule: messenger RNA, 1325 nt
Organism: Elaeis guineensis (African oil palm)
Lineage: Eukaryota; Viridiplantae; Streptophyta; Magnoliopsida; Arecales; Arecaceae
Source: RefSeq, a predicted model, not a curated record